AUGCUAAGAAGACAAGCUCGUGAGCGUAGGGAAUACCUGUAUCGUAAAGCGCAAGAGCUUCAAGAGUCACAGCUUCAAGAAAAGCGUCAAUUGAUCAAGCAGGCACUUGCACAAGGGAAGCCUUUACCAAAGGAUAUAGCAGAAGAUGAGCAACUCCAAAAGGAUUUCCAGUACGAUCAAACAGUGCAAGAAACCAUAGAUGAUGAAUAUAGUGCUACUAGUGGUAUCGCUGAGCCCAAAGUUAUCGUUACAACGUCUAGAGAUCCAAGCACGAGGCUAUCACAGUUUGCAAAAGAGAUUAAGCUAUUAUUCCCCACUGCAGUGCGUCUUAACAGAGGUAAUUAUAUCAUGCCAAGUUUAGUCGAAGCGUGUCAAAAAUCAGGUACCAGUGACUUGGUUGUAUUGCACGAGCAUAGAGGUGUGCCCACGUCAUUAACAGUAUCCCAUUUCCCACAUGGGCCAACUGCCUUUUUCACAUUGCAUAACGUUGUACUAAGACAUGACAUUUUAAACGCUGGAAACCAAAGCGAGGUUAAUCCACAUUUGAUUUUUGAUAAUUUCACAACGCCUUUAGGUCAGAGAGUAGUGACAAUUUUGAAGCAUAUGUUCCCACCAGGUCCUAAGAAAGAUUCUCCCCGUGUCAUUACAUUUGCCAACCGUGGAGAUUUCAUCAGUGUAAGGCAACAUGUGUAUGUCAGAACUAGAGACGGUGUAGAGAUGGCCGAAGUGGGACCACGUUUCGAGAUGAGGCUAUUUGAGUUAAGAUUGGGGACACUGGAAAAUAAAGAUGCAGAUGUAGAGUGGCAACUAAGGCGGUUUGUUAGGACUGCAAGUCGUAAGGAUUAUCUGUAA
Messenger RNA from Lachancea fermentati, 852 nucleotides. The record is from the annotation of a GenBank genome assembly. Lineage: Eukaryota; Fungi; Ascomycota; Saccharomycetes; Saccharomycetales; Saccharomycetaceae.